AUGCGCAGCGAAGGCUCGCUGUGCCAAGCCCUGCAGUGGGCGCAGAAGUUGGUGGACGGACCUCCAGCUGACAGCCAGGCCCAAGUCCUCAGCCCUACGAGUCCGGCGGACGAGGACGCAAACCCAGGUCCGGCUGUCAGCCAGGUCGAGGUCAAGCCAAUGCCCAAAAAGGCAGAUCAGACGUGGGUUGAGGUUGCAAAAGAAUGGCCAAAGAGCUUGGGCACCACGGCCAAGCUGCAGGCAGCGCCGACUCCGGCUGUCAGCCAGGCAAGCGCACGGCCUCCCGCAGCUAAAGCCGCUUCUCCGGCUGUCAGCCAGGCAAGCGCACGGCCUCCCGCAGCUAAAGAGGAGAGCAGCACAAAGGAAGGCAAAGGAGACGUGAAGACAGAGCAUCCGGCUGCCAGCCAGGUGAAGACAGAGGUCCCUGAGGUUGCUGCUGCCUCUAGCAGCGCGCAGACCAUGAAGAGAGAAGCCCCUUCUGCGGCCCCUUCUGCGAGUCCGUCCGGAGUGGCCGAUGACCGUGUGGUGAAGGCCCGGAUGCAAAGAAGGGAGUUGGUCGAUCGCCUGAGACAGCUAGAUGAGGAGCACGGGGUCGCGGUCUUCCUGGACCAUCACCAGCUCUCCUCGAUCUCAGAUCUCAACUGCGAAGGCCACUCAGCCCUUCACCUGAUGGCUGAAGAAGUGCGGCUGGGUGUGUGCGGCCUGCCACUUGCACUUCAGAUACUGGAGGCGGCCCCGAGCGAGAUCAUCAAUACCAAGACUCGGUCUGGAAGACCGAGUGAUGCCACCUGCCUCCAUAUGUUGGCGGGAAGUGGCAGGGACCAUGGGGCAGCCAAGGCGCAGAUCGUGCAAAAGCUGGUCCAGAAACGGGCGGACUUAGAGAUCCGAGACGCGCGCGGCUCAACGGCCUUCCUGAGGGCGGCCGGCUGCCAGAGUUUGGAGGUGCUCCAAACUUUGGCAGAAAGCAGAGCUGACAUACACGCGACCCAAUCGACUGGCAGAAACGCAUAUGAUGUCGCGAACACAGUGAAGAACUACCUGAAGACAUUGGGCCUCACCUACAGUGGCGCACGCGAGAUCGAGCGCGCAGAUAUCAUCGAUAAUAGCCUCGAAGCCAGGAAUGAGUUGUGCCAGGUCUUGGUGAUUCAUAUGAAGCUGUUCCGGCUGCCAGCCAGAGAGGCAACCCUAGAGCGACUCAACGUUGUUCUGCCAACAAUCCUGCUACAGGGCACGACUACAGCAGACUUGUACUCAGGCCUGCUAGCCAGGUUGCCAGUUUCAUUGUCAAAGCUUGCAGCAUCUGCUGGAGAGACGACCUUCAUGUUGAACACCGACAGUUUCACUAGUUGCCUGCGCUUGAACAAGGUCUUGGCAACCCAAGUUUGCUGUUUGUCCUGCCCUUGCAGAAUGCACCAAUUGUGCUUGUCUUUGACCUCUGGGCUUGUGUACUCAAACUUGAUGUCCGCCUUGUUUUGUGGCUCUCUUACGCUGCGCCAGUCCCGCUUCCAACAGCUUCUGCGCACGAGGCUGAAGACUCUGCUGGGAAAACCUGGCCAGGUGGUCCUGGUAUAUGAACGGCCUGAAGAUUCGGCUGUCAGCCACGCCGAGGCAGUCUGGGACUUGUUCUUUCCGCUGCUAGUCUAUGGCCAAGGCCAGAGCCAGAGCCAAACACAGGGCGAACGGCGGCUAUUGGGCCGGAAAGCGCAAGCCUGGCGUCGUCUCAAGCGGCAUCUGCAAGGUCCACUGUCGUCUGCAACUGUGACACACUAUUGUCCGCUUGGUUGUCACACCAGCCGUGAAGCUUUUGUGGAAGAGCUGUACCGCGACCUUUGCACGCUGUUCUUUGAUGCGCCGCCGCCGGUCCCGGCAUUCAAUAAGUGGACGAAGGUUGCCCCAGUCUUGCAAUGGUUUGGACCUUUGCUCCGUGUGCAUCAACUCCUGCCACAAAUCCUGGAGCCAGUGCUAGCGUCAGCUCGCACAGCUGCAGCUUCACGCAUAACUAAGGAGUUCCUCCCAGAAGACGGCGACCAAGAGGAAAUGCUGGAGGAUGCUAGUCGUGAUUUUGUCAAACAGGAGUAUUUGCGAAUUCGCAGGUUCCACACAUUUGUCACAGCGCCGAACAUUGGGGACAAAGUCAUUGCAGUGCUGUGCUCCAUGUUGCCCUCCUUGAACGUCCUGGGUGCAUUCUUUAAGUCUGCAACAGAGCCAGGACAGGUGUUGGCAAAUGCACCUGAAGCUUGUACAGCUCUCGACCUGGGGAUGCCAUCCCGGUCACCCGCACUGAAGGCCAUGGCUGUUCUCAUCGAAGCAUUGUCGGAUGAAAGACAUUCACUUUGGCAAGCUCUGCUCCCUGCCACUGCAGCCUGGACUGAUGAGCUCUACUGCGUAGCAUCUACCGCAGUGCUGCUUCAGCUAGGUCAACUGUACUCCCGACUCGUGCAGCCUUUCGCCUCUUGGCCUUGGAAGGCAGCUCGUUUUUUUGAAAACGAUGCAGUCGUGACCCAGGCCGAAAAGGAAGAUCUUGCAAAGGAGUUGUUGGCAUUGUGCGCUCACCAGGAUCCCUUUGUCAAUGAGUACAAAAAAGGAUUGCACACAGUGCAAGACGUCUUGAGCGAAGAUCAUUUGGAAAGGACGCACUACCUCCUUACAACGGCACCCAUCACGAACUUUGUGAGCGAAAAAUCCUUUGCCGGGUCUCACACUCGAAGGGCAUGCAACCAUGGGGUGAGCCCGAAAUUGCCGACCUUGGCAGCAGAGCAUGUGUUGGCAGAGAGCAAGUCUGUCGUGGACACUUGCAGCAGUGUGGUGCAGUCUGGAACUGCAGCAUUGAGCCGUCCUGUCGCCACGAACAAGGGACGCAGCGCUUGGCACGACUUUGUGAGACAACACAUGUCGUCAAAUGUGACGUUGUCCCACGUUGCCCGCCUAUGGCAUGCGUUGGAGCCUCCUGCCCGAAGACACAGCACCUUUCGGCUGCCAGCCAGCAAUGGAGACGUUCCCACAAAUCGGCUGUCAGCCCGUGGUUGCAGCAAGGACACGCCGCAACACGGUGGCGACUGGCAGGAGCCUUCCUGCGCUGCAACACCUUGGCCGCACACUUGUGACUCGUUCUAUCCUAUCAGAGCAGACGCCCUUCAAGAGCUGCCACAGGUCGUUCGCAAUCUGGCCAGCUCCUGGUGCCAACGCAUUGGAGAGGACUUGUGCAAGUCAAAACCAACGCCCGCCAUCCAAGACCAACCGAUCUGUGACACCGAGUGCGUUGACAAAAUCGCAGAGAGUGUGCGUGCUGCCCGAGAAAUGUGGCGCAAACGACUCAACCGCUGGUCAGCCUUGUUCAAAACAAGGCCAGGAGCAAAGAACUUUGACAAACCAUGGAAGCCCUUGCCACUGUACCACAUCUGUCCUUCAGAUGCCAGGUUCCCAGGUAAUCGUGGUCUGCUUUUGCUGGAAGUUUGUCCUUUGCAUGACCAUCAAGUGUACUGCCGAUGUGCAGGCGCAAACGUGGUCAACGGAGCCCAAGUGCAGCUUGCGAUGGAGAGCGCCAAUCUCGUUCCGGCUUCAAAGAUCUUGCGCGACCUGCAGAAGAUGCAGCAUGAAUGUGGUCCCUUGCAAGCUUCCUUUGUAAACUACAAGCACCAAGGCUUGAUUUCGAUCGAGAUCUUGGGUUUGGACGAUUUGGCGGUCAAAGAGAAAGAGCGUGCUUGCAAGGAAGCGGUUCACAAGGAUGCAGCGCAAGUGAAGAGAACGAUUGGUUUGCUAGACGAUGCAUCUCUGUGGCAGCCAAAAAAAAGACUCCGGGUCAAGAGCGCAGGCGGUGGCCGUCGCCAAGACAAUGCCGCAGAGGGCAGCGCUGGACCUGGACAUGACGAGGCGAGUGACCCAGUGCAGGAGUGGGACGCAGAGCUCGAUGCACGAGCACAAGUCGGCGAGGUAGAGUCUCACGACCAAUGCUUCGCUUACGAGCUUUUCGAGGAGUUCGGGGCAGAUGCUUCGGACAUUGAAGAUGCCCUUGACAUGGCCGCGGAGUGUGAAGCGCGUCCUUCCACAGCAACAGCUUCCGCUUCCGGUUCCGGAGCAGCGGGAGGAGCAGCAGCUUCGAGCAGCAGCGCCGGCCGUCAGGCCGACUGCCAAGUGACCAUGGACGCAACUGGCCGAGUGUUCGAUGGCAGUGGCAUUUACUUGGGUCGGUUGACCAGCCUGAAACCUGGCACAAAGGACGAGGCCUUUUCGGUUUACUGCGCGCGUCACGGGUGCCAGUUCUUGCGCAAGGUUGCCAGGGCACCAAGCAAGCAAGCUUUGUUGGCCUGGUUCCAAGAGGGAACAAUGCUUCCUGCCGGGAAGCAUCCAUCUUUGCAACACCGCCACAAGCAAAGCUUUCCGAGUGCAGACGAUUGA
This is a messenger RNA of Symbiodinium sp. CCMP2456, 4395 nucleotides long. The record is from the annotation of a GenBank genome assembly. Lineage: Eukaryota; Dinophyceae; Suessiales; Symbiodiniaceae.